Messenger RNA from Nymphalis io (European peacock), 928 nucleotides. RefSeq lists its product as uncharacterized. The record is from RefSeq and is a predicted model, not a curated record. The transcript is spliced from 6 exons. Bases 264 to 860 code for a protein of 198 amino acids. Gene Ontology annotation, biological process: proteolysis. Gene Ontology annotation, molecular function: serine-type endopeptidase activity. Lineage: Eukaryota; Metazoa; Arthropoda; Insecta; Lepidoptera; Nymphalidae.
ACGAACAAUCUGUAGCUAUUUCGAAUCCAAAAUUUACAAAAGGAGAGAAGUGCAUUUUCACGCAUUUGGUGCUUACUUUCUCGUUAACACUGCUCAUAACAUUAGUAUACUUAGUUCAUUUGUUUGUUGUCGAUCAUCACGUUCAAGAGGUUUUUAUUACUAGGAGAUUCAUUGCCGAUAAAAAUGAUUAUCCUGAACUCGACGCCGUACCAAUAGGACAAUUGUUUAUAAAAGUCAGUCCUAUUAUUAAUAUUUGUAACGUUAUGUUAUUGGCACCUGGUUGGUCGGUCGGCCCCGGACAUUGUAUAGCCAUGAGAUCAGACCCGGAGCUAUCACAUUUACUAUUCGCUUGGAGAAUUAAAUAUAAAUAUAGUAAUACAGAUGUUACAAUCAAAAGAAGUAUUGUUCAUCCACAUUUCAACAGGGACACGUUUGCUAAUAAUAUUGGACUUGUACAACAUGUUACUCUUCGUGGUCAGCUGAAAUAUAAUAUGGGCAGUCAUAUCGACAGCACCUUAAAUAAUUAUGAGACUGAUAAAAUUGUUAUAAUAAGCUGGAAUUUUGAUACAAUCCAAUAUAAAGAUAAACAUAUUGUAAAACAUCCUGUUCAAGUAUUGAAUGAAGAAAAAUGUUCAAUCUAUAUGACACCAAUAAUAGAAUUGAGAAGCUAUGAAUUUUGUACAACAAUUGGGAAUGAUGUCAAUACAACUAUAGGCCAUGGAGCAUUAAUUUGUAAUAGGAAAGGUUCACAUACGUUCGGAUUUUUUACAUGGGGAGAGAGACAGGAAAGGUCUUUACCACUCGUUAUUCUUAACUUAACCAAUUUUCAAGAGUGGUUAAAAACGAUUAUAACGUUUUAACAUAGUUAAAAUAUGACAUUUCAAAAUAAACAUUUGUCCAUCCAAAUUGUUUUAUUUGUACAACUGAG